UAUCUUUUCGCAUUCCAUCUGUAGCAGCUAACAACACCUUAUGAUUGUUUGUUUUUCAGAGAUGAGUGAAGAAAAUGGGAGUGAAGGUAAUGAGCAUAAGACUCCAAUUCCAAGGUUGAAUGAAAGGAUACUCAAUUCGUUGUCAAGGAGAUCUGUAGCAGCACAUCCUUGGCAUGAUCUUGAGAUAGGACCAGGAGCACCUUCUGUCGUUAAUUGCGUUGUUGAGAUAACAAAAGGAAGUAAAGUCAAGUAUGAACUAGACAAGAAGACUGGUCUGAUAAAGGUUGAUCGUGUCCUAUAUUCAUCGGUGGUCUAUCCACAUAACUAUGGCUUCAUCCCACGCACACUAUGUGAAGACAAUGACCCAAUUGAUGUUUUGAUCCUCAUGCAGGAACCAGUCGUCCCUGGUUGCUUUCUUCGUGCAAGGGCCAUUGGGCUCAUGCCCAUGAUUGAUCAGGGAGAGAAAGAUGAUAAGAUCAUCGCGGUGUGUGCUGACGAUCCAGAAUAUCGCCACUACACUGAUAUCAAAGAGCUGCAGCCUCAUCGUCUAGCUGAGAUCCGGCGCUUCUUUGAAGAUUACAAGAAGAAUGAGAACAAAGAGGUGGCUGUCAAUGACUUCUUGCCUUCCACUACUGCUCAUGAAGCCAUACAGCACUCCAUCUGAGGUGUGGUGCAGGGAUCUUUAUGCACAGUAUAUCUUGCAGACUCUGAGGAGAUGAAGAAUGGUGUACUAUUUAUUUCAAUAAUUCCUUGGAAGGGUGAAGGAGAUGAAGGCUCUUCUCUAAUUUCUGUUGUCUUCAUUUUGUUGAUGAUUUUUUUUGGUCAGAUACUAAAGAAAGAAAAUGCAUGAUUCUUUUUUUGGGUAAGUUAUAUAUGAUUCUCUUGUUGUGUGCUCA
This is a messenger RNA of Magnolia sinica, 896 nucleotides long. Its product is annotated as soluble inorganic pyrophosphatase 1. The record is from RefSeq and is a predicted model, not a curated record. Gene Ontology annotation, molecular function: magnesium ion binding; inorganic diphosphate phosphatase activity. Gene Ontology annotation, biological process: phosphate-containing compound metabolic process. The coding region runs from base 41 to 664 and encodes 207 amino acids. NCBI's taxonomy places the organism in Eukaryota, Viridiplantae, Streptophyta, Magnoliopsida, Magnoliales, Magnoliaceae. Gene Ontology annotation, cellular component: cytoplasm. The transcript is spliced from 8 exons.